GCUGCUGCGGCGCCUGGCCACCCUGCUCUCCCAGCAGGCCACGCUCAUGGCCUCCAAUGAAGCCUUCAAGAAGCAGGCGGAGGGCGCCAACACUGCUGCCAAGAAGUUCAUGGAGGAGAAGGAGCUGCUGCAGGAGAAACUGCACGAGGCCGGGAUCGAGGUGCCAGAGGGCGGGAAACCAGGAGCUGGACCCCAGGAGGAGAACAAGACUCUGAAAGAGGAGCUGAAGACUUUGCAGAAGGAGCUGGACAACACCAAGAAAGCCCUGCAGAAGUCCGACAGCGACGUCUGCGCCAUGAAGAAGCAGGCCGAGAACCUGACACUGGAGUACGACCGCCUGCUGGAGGAGCACAGCAAGCUGCUGGCGAGCAGUGACAAGAAAUCUGACUGAGGAUGAAGACCGUCGGCUCAUCUUCAUCACGGCCUCUUCAUCAUCCCACUCUGAAACAUGUCUGCGCUGUGAUUGGCUGAUCGAGUCUGCCUGUCAAACUGUUUACGUUUCUGUAACUGUUUGUUUGUGUUUUUCUGUAAA
This is a messenger RNA of Nematolebias whitei (Rio pearlfish), 532 nucleotides long. RefSeq names its product B-cell receptor-associated protein 31. The record is from RefSeq and is a predicted model, not a curated record. Gene Ontology annotation, cellular component: endoplasmic reticulum; endoplasmic reticulum membrane. Lineage: Eukaryota; Metazoa; Chordata; Actinopteri; Cyprinodontiformes; Rivulidae. Gene Ontology annotation, biological process: intracellular protein transport; endoplasmic reticulum to Golgi vesicle-mediated transport.